Molecule: messenger RNA, 2517 nt
Organism: Porites lobata
Lineage: Eukaryota; Metazoa; Cnidaria; Anthozoa; Scleractinia; Poritidae
Source: the annotation of a GenBank genome assembly
AUGGAGUGGUUUGAGUUAAGCUUGAUUCGUGCAUGUUUUGCAGCAUUUCUUUGCUUUGGAGAAACAGAGGUAAGAAGAUUAAUUGCCAGAAAACUAACGUUAACAGUUAGAGGCUUAAUUGUACGUUGCAAAAUUUCAAUCGGCCUUCUUAGUAAUUUCAAAACAAAACUUAAGCGAGAGUCCAUUAUGGCUUCUGACUUGAGCUAACGCAGGUACACCUAUGUUUUAGGAUUACUGACAAUCAAGUUGCGCAUGAAGUGCUAUACUAAGGUCUUUCCAUCCAAUGCUCUCAAAGCAAAGGCCGGUAUUUCAAAAGACUACAAGAUCGAGUGUACUAGUAUUAUAAAAUUAUAUUUACGUGUUGCGAAAGCCUGGGUAAAUGGCAACGGCUAGGAUGUUGCAGAUCUUAAUCUUCCACUUUUGCAUAUCCCUUCCUAGCUUAUUAGAUUGCCAUGUUAUCGUUGUUUUUCAGGCCAGAGAUUACUGUGGAGAGCUUGAUGGAAGGGACAUCUAUUGCGAUGACGGUAAUUUUGAUUAGAAAGAACUUCGUUGCGGUUUAUCUUACAAAUGAAAGAUUAUGCUCUUACAACUACUUGUAGUUGUUUGUAGAUGUAUUUCAUUCAAAUGGUUUUACCAAGACUGGGUUUUACCUCAAAGUAGUUUUAAAAUGCCUUUUUGACGGUUACAUGCCAGUGCACGUUUGCAUCGCUUGAAUUUUUGGAUUGGACUCUUGUAAAUGCGGAUUAUCGGAUCUAGUUUGUUGUGUACAAGCAGUAAUCUUGGAUUCGUAGGUGCAAACCAACAAUAAGUUUAAAUGAUUUUCGUUGUUAUUCAAACUGUAAAGUAUCGAUAUUGAGCAUUCUUAAUUAUCUCUCAUAGCAUUUCUAAACAUAGUUUUGUCCAGAGCAUGCACUUGCCAGUCAUUUGCAUUGUGAUUUGGGUAUCCCUGUACCCGCAUUACAGGGGUGGAUCCAGGAUUUUUCUUAGGAGAGGAUACACCACUAAGAAAUGGUGUAACUGACUGGUGACAUAAACAAAUUUUAAAAGUGAAAUACAAAGAAGGAGGCUUUUGACUAGGAAUAACAUAAUGUGAACCACUGGGAAUACAUAUCCGCAUAUUGUGCAGAAUACCAGUUGUUUUAGAAAGCCGCAGCUCAUCUGCUCCUGAAUUACUAGUGACAUGGGUAUCCAUAUUCAUAUUAUGCAAAAAAGUAAGUUUAUUUCUGAGUGUAUUUUAUUUCAGGUCAAUGCUGUGGAGACUUUGAAUGCUGCUCCUACUACAAGUACUAUAAAAUGUGGUGUAAGUGAAGAAUAUCAUCUGUGUUUACAUGAUGUGAGCAUGACAGUUGUUUGGAAAACAAAACAAUAUAUCGUAUUGUUUACUCUCAGGGUUUUGGUUGGCUUGGGGAGUGAUUUGUAUCUUUGCCUGCUGCUGUGCAUAUCAUCGAAGGCGUAAUUUUGCCUACCAGUGGCAGAUUAGGAAUUUUAUGUACCCAACAGUACUGCAUGGUGAAUCUGGAAACACAGCUUCUUAUCAACAAUUUGAAAACACUCCAGAAUACAAACUUCCUUCAUAUGCUGAAGUGGAGGCUAUGGGCAGUCUGGGUCCCCCUGAAGAUGGAGAAGGUGCUCCGCCUCCUUAUGUGGAUCCAACUGCAAAUGAGGAAUUACAAGAGGAGAACAAUGUUCCACAAGAGACGGUGUAGACUUUUGAAAGUUUUACUGCCAAUCUCACCUGAUGCAACAGAGGUCUAACUGUAGGAGACCGUAUGAGAAGUUUUCAUUCUAAUGUGUGGAUCCCUUUUCAAAGAGAAGGUCUUUAAGAGAAUUCUGAGUUAGUAACAUGAUGUGCAUAAGGCUUACUGUUUUCUAACAAUGCUUUGUUUUAUUAUCAAAGUAACCUUUAAGUCUCAAGUGGCCUUGGACUCUCAAGCUAAUCUUCAUAGUUUAACCCUUUAAGCCCCAGUAUCCACAUACAAGUUCUCCAAACUGAUCUCGAUACAUUUCCUUAAAGAAUGAGUCGAGAGAAGUUGAUAAAAGAUCAAGGCAUUUUUUCUUGGGUGAUCACUUUAUUAAUUCUCAUAACUUAUUUGUUGACAGUGUUUGGAUAUUGUUGGGAGAAAAUUGAUCUUGGUCACUAUUGGGACUUAAAGGGUUUAUCUAACUGGCCAGUAAUAGUUCUCAUUAUAAAGAUAAGAAUAGUUAUAAAAAAAAAUUUUAAAUAAUUGUAAACAAAACAUAUUUUGGAGAAAUAGCCUUACUUUGUUAAUGCCAGUCAGAGCAGAAAAACGUUUUUUUAAAAAGUGUGGAGGGAUCCUUUAAUAUAAAUUAUGUAUGUAAAUAUUUUCCUUAUUUUUACAAUAAUUAAUACAGUAUGAAAAAUGUUACUGCUUUAACAAUAGCUGGUAUAUUGUAAGGUUGUAUAAGAGUUUGUAUACUAUGUACAUAUUAUUUUGUAUCCUGUAGCAUGAAUUUUUUUUGUCAAUUUAUGUAAUUAUGAAAUUAAAAAAGGUAUUC